Cucurbita maxima (winter squash) is the source of this 687-nucleotide messenger RNA. Its product is annotated as putative wall-associated receptor kinase-like 11. Gene Ontology annotation, molecular function: protein serine/threonine kinase activity. The record is from RefSeq and is a predicted model, not a curated record. Gene Ontology annotation, biological process: protein phosphorylation; cell surface receptor signaling pathway. Lineage: Eukaryota; Viridiplantae; Streptophyta; Magnoliopsida; Cucurbitales; Cucurbitaceae. Gene Ontology annotation, cellular component: plasma membrane. The transcript is spliced from 3 exons. Bases 1 to 687 code for a protein of 228 amino acids.
AUGGAACUCAUUAUCGUUGCCAAUGCCUCGAUGGUUACAAGGGGAAUCCAUAUCUCCGUCGCGGAUGCCAAGGAAAAGCCUUAUUUAUCUUUCGAGUUAGAUGUGAAUGAAUGCAAGUAUGGAUGGCUGAAUGAGUGUAAGUACAAGGAUAAGUGUUCUAACACCGAAGGAAACGAUACCUGUCAUUGUCCUAAGAACUUCCAUGGGGAUGGAAGAAAAGGCGGAGAAGGUUGCACCAAAAAUUCCACCUCUUCCAUUCUUAUCAUAAUUGGAAUUGGGUUAGGCCUCGCAGUUCUACUAAUAGCCACCACAACCACAUACUUAUGCUACAAGAAGUUGAAGUUCAUCAAACAAAAACAGCGUUUUUUCCACAAAAACGGAGGCUUUGUGCUUCAACGACAGCUUUCUCAAUGCAAUUCACCUAAAGACAUCGUAAGAAUCUUCAGCCAACAAGAGUUGGAGAAGGCCACCAACAACUACGCCCAAGACACCAUUGCUGGCAAAGGUGGCUACGGUACUGUUUACAAAGGUGUCUUGGAGGAUGGACUAACCGUUGCAAUCAAGACAUCAUGCAUUCUAAGAUUCGACCAACUUUCAAGGGUACUACUUUGGACUUAUGUCGUUCGUGACAGUUUUACUAAAAGGAAACUAACUGACAAACUCCCUAGUAAUCUCCAUAGAGUAUAA